UCUGAAAUUAUUUAUAGCUCUUUGUAUUGAUUCCUAUCAGUGUUGGAGAUAAGUAUCGUACAAUUCUACAUAUCUCUUAAAUAUGAAGUUUGAUACAAUAGUGGCAACAUAUUGUUCAGUUGGCAUAGUUUACAUCUACAGCCUGGUCCCUAACAAUGGCGUGUAUGGGCAGGAUCUUUCCGAGAAUCUGCAGCUUUUUUCCGGGUUGGAUGCUGUCCUCAACUAUUUCCGGAACAGCUCGAACCCACUGGCUCAGAAAAUCCUUCACACCUUCGAGUCAGAUUGCAUCUACAUGACUCCACCUCCAAUUCCUGACACGACUGAUACGAGAAGGAAAGCAUUCAUCGUCAUCGAGGGUAACCAUAGGCCCAGUCGAGACGCCCUGGGCAUGAAGCUGACGAAGAUGCUAGAAGGUCGCUAUUUGAAUAACCCUGCUCCUUGCCUGAUCAGAUACCUCCAAGAGCUGCUUCCUAACAGUGUCCUGCGCCGAGCCUACUAUGUCCUGUCACUGUAUGCCUCUGACUUCAACACGCGCGUACAGCUCAGCACAGGACGCUCCGUUGUGUUAAACGGCUGCUGGCUGGACCAGUUGACAUUUUCCCUCCUGAAGACGUACGGCCAAACUCCACUGCCCAGUGUCUCAUCUCAGAUGUUCUCUUGGCCUACCGAUUUACUGCAGCCGGACCUCAUAUUCUUUCUCAGCAUGCCUGACAACACUCAGAAUAGGGCUUCACUUGGUUGGCGGAGACCUCAAACGUGGCAAAACAGGUCAGUGGAGCUGUACCGACAACUGGAGAGCAGGUACCCCAUAGACAUCCAACACCACAAGGUCAGACCCGAUGUCCUCUACAACCAAGUCAUCAAAAAACUAGGUCCCAUACGAGAUGUAAUUAGAGAAAAAACCAUGGAAGAUACUCAAGAGGCGAUGUUUCUGUUUAGUGGGUUUCAGAGAGUAGUUGAAUAUUUUAAAAACAAUUCAAAUCCCCUCGCUAAAAGGAUAAUAGAGACGUUCGAAAAGGACUGUUACCCAAAUAAAACUCUCCAUAUGCCGAUGGACAAGACGAGGCGACCCUUCAUUGUGAUAGAGGGGAAUGGCCAUACCAGUAGGGAUCUGGUCGGGAAGAACCUGGCCAGGAAGAUGAACGCCAGAUACAUGCUCCACCCAGCCUCCUGUAUGGUGCAGUAUCUUGACGUCAUACCCAAAGGCACAUUACUGCGGAGGGCUUACUACGUGCUGUCGCUCUACGCGAUGUCGUUCAAUGUCAAGGCACAUCUCAGCACUAACCGGACGGUCAUUCUUAACGGAUAUUGGCUUGACCAGCUGACGUUCUCUCUGAUACAAACUUACUCCAACACUCAGUUCCCUGCCGCCUCCUCAGAUGUCUACAGUUUUCCAGAGGAACUCCUGCCUCCGGAUUUGAUCAUUUACUUACAUCUAGAUGAUGACUUGCGCUCCAUACGCCCCAACGUUAACAACUCCUCGCCUAACUGGUAUACACGAGCCCUGAAUCUGUACGAGUCAUUGAAAACAAGAUACCCCAUAGUAGUCGAGAAACUGUAUGGAGAUGACAGAGUUACUACAGAGGUGGUCUUCAAGCACAUAAAAGACAAGCUGUCAUCUACUAGGAGCAUAUUUGUGCAAGAUUACGAAGAAGUUUCGCAAGUAUUGAAACUCUUUACCAGCUUAGAAGAUGUUCUUAGUUAUUUUAGGACCAACACAAAUCCACUAGCAAGAGAAAUCCUGUCCACGUUUGAGCAACACUGCAUUUCCAAACCGGAUCCUUUACCGGAGUCGAGGAAACCUUUUAUCAUCAUCGAAGGAAACAACAAGACAAGCCGGGACAUCAUAAGCACGAGAUUGUCUCGAGAAAUCGACGCUUUGUACAUGAAACACCCUGCACCGUGUCUCAGACCUCUCACUGACUCGCUACCGAGAGGUUCCGUCCUCCGCAGAGCGUUCUACAUCCUCUCCUUGUACGCCACCGCGCUGGAGGUCCAGCAGAACCUCGCCAACAGCCCUGUUCUGCUCAACGGAUACUGGCUGGACCAGUUGACAUUUGCGUUGAUCCAAUCGUUCCCGUACGGCCGACUACCCGUCGUGACCUCCCCAGUGUUCAGUUGGCCUGUCGGACUCCUGGCCCCUGACGUCAUCAUCUACAUUAACCACCCGGACCAGCUCUACCACUCGUCCCCUCUUGCCAGGAGCCACAAGAACUGGAAGCCCAGGGCUCUGGACUUGUACCGGAAUCUCCAGACAGUAUACAAUAUAAAGCUACUGGACCUAAAUGCCGACUACUGGAGAACAACAGAUGAGAUAUACCAAUACAUCAGACAGAACCAUUACUUAUAAAGCAUUCCCAUACGAUUCGGAGAUUAAUUUAUGACAUGAAUAAAACAUUAAAAUACGUAAACAAAUUUAAUAUUUUCUGUGAAAGUGAUUAGGACAAAAAUUUUUUAUAUUAUAAAGUGUAUUUUAUAUUACAUAGAAUUGUAGUAACCGGAACUAUAAACUUCAUACACUAUUCUGAAAAUAAUUUUUGAGUUCAGCAUUGUUCUAUAAUAUAUACGUAUAAUGUAGUAAUUCGGUUUGCUUUAUAAAUAAUUACGAGGAAAGAGCUUUACUUUCUCAGUCGUGAUAACUUUGGUAACUUACUUGUUAUUUUUUACAUGAAAUAAUUGACAUGACAUGAAAUAAUUUUAAUUUUAAUGAAGAUUUGCAGUAAUACUGAUUGCCUAAAUUAAAGACAACAUAACAGACAUAACAUAAUAGACUGGCAACUUAAACCCCCUCCUUCACCAUACGCUAGUUUUUGUCAGAGAAAUACCAUGUAAAUGAUGUACAGUAAUAAUAUUUAAAUAAACAUAUUUGUAUCAGGGUUUACCAAUAAAUAAAUGUAUAAAUGGUUG
Molecule: messenger RNA, 2907 nt
Organism: Homalodisca vitripennis (glassy-winged sharpshooter)
Lineage: Eukaryota; Metazoa; Arthropoda; Insecta; Hemiptera; Cicadellidae
Exons: 16
Coding region: 83-2350 (755 amino acids)
Biological process (GO): dTDP biosynthetic process; dUDP biosynthetic process; dTTP biosynthetic process
Cellular component (GO): cytoplasm; mitochondrion
Molecular function (GO): dTMP kinase activity
Source: RefSeq, a predicted model, not a curated record